Ambispora gerdemannii is the source of this 2256-nucleotide messenger RNA. The record is from the annotation of a GenBank genome assembly. Lineage: Eukaryota; Fungi; Glomeromycota; Glomeromycetes; Archaeosporales; Ambisporaceae.
AUGUCGCAAUCUCAACAUGGUGAUUUUGCCAGCAGCGCCUCAAGCACGUCCUUCAAAAAAGUAAAGCACCAAGGAUUAAAUAUUGAUAUCUCUAUUCAUCGCCCAAAACUUCUCAUCCAAUUAGAAAAGGAAGGAAUAAGAACAGCCGAAGAUCAAGCUGCACGAAUUGUCGAGAGACUUGCUAGUCCUGAACAUCUAUACGCUCUCAAAUUUUUACUUGAAAAUCCGAUCGGAUACAUCACUUCAAAAGAUGUCCUUAUUGAUGCCUUGCUUGCCUUGACGACUCCAGAGAAACCAAAAUACUUUUUUAAGGCAGCAGGGAUAUCUUUUGGUAGUGAAGAUGUGCAAGGUGUUUGGGAACACAUGAGGAAAGCAUGCACAUUCAAAUAUCCAAUUGGUGCUUGGUACAUUGAUUGGCGACUCGUGCUCUUUAUUCAACAUACCUUAGACGACUGGUGCAAGCCCGAGUUAAGUGUAGUUACAAAGAAAUAUGCCGAACGAAUUUUACUCGAACACCUUUGGUUCCAUGCUCAGAAUGAGUGUGCGGAAAAUGCUAAAGUCAGCUCAACACAAAAUAAGUUUGAAGAGAUUUCAAGAAAGGUUUUGAAGUCAAUGGAAAGUACGACGCGUUUUUUAACGGAGCUAUUAGAAAUUGAACCGAUAACAUCUCCCGGUACUUUGUUGUUCGGUGUACUUGAUCUAGUACAAAAUUUAGUAGACAAAACCAAUGAAUCAUCAACUAUUGCAAUUGGUUAUUUUUUGGCUGUUCGAUCUCUUGAUACUGCCCAAACAAGUUUCAUUCGGUUCAAAGCAAUCGAGGUGUUACUCCACAUUCAAUGCGCUUGCCCCGAAAUGUUUUUCGAUAUUGAACAGCAAUUCGACGAUUAUAUUGACAAAAAUGACCAAGAUAAAUCCUCGACUUCUUUAACAAGGCUGAGAAAUUUAUUUGAAUACACGAGAGCAAAAGUUCAAUAUGAUUACGAAAUUUUACACAGCCUUAUUCACAAUAAUCCAGCGGAAAUUCAGCUAGACAAUGUAACAGAAGUUAACGUUCAGACUAAAGGAAAGGCUCCCAUUGAGAACAAGGAAGCUAUUUCGGAAAUAAACCAUUCCGAAAUCCUCGGUUUAGUUAGUCAAGGAAUGACAUGCAGUGUCGAACAUGAACCAUCAAGUGACUUGUGGUUCCUAGAAUGUGGUCAUACCAUUACUCGUAUUAAUCUUCCAAAACUUCGAAAAAUGAUGUGCCCUGUUUGUCGCGAUCCAAUUAAAGAAGAAAAAUGUCUUUUUUUACCCCAACAUAAUAUAUACAAUGCCAUUUAUUCACGAUUUAUUCAGGCGGAAACUAUUGAUCUUACACCAGAUGUUUCUGAAACUCGAAAUAAGGAGGAUUCUUCAGACGAUGAUAUUGUGACUUUGAAAAAGGAAAACGCCAAAAAAGCUUUUUCCAAGAACAAGAAGAAUGGUAUGAGUGUAUAUAAGCUCGUCGAUAUCGUGACUUUGAAAAAGAAAACCAAAAAAGCUUUUUCACAAUUACAAAACGAACGUGGCUCUGCUUCCGGGGGAACGGAAACUGCGUUCCUCCGGACCGAGUCUGCGACAUCCCCACCCAAGAUGAUCGGACUGGAGUUAUAUAAGAUCGUCGUUCUUGGAGUUAAGGAUAGCGGCAAGAAUUACUCAUUAGUCUUAUUCUAUCGGAAAACAGACUGCACUUAUAAGGCAGUUUUGGCUAAAUCGCUUUGUCGGUGGGUAUAUUUGAUACUUUCUGCUCUUCAACAAUACUCAAAGAUAUUGACGUCGGUUUCACAUUCAUCUGAUUACAUUUCAACAGAGUGUGACUGCGUAGAGACGUUUCGUAUCAAGUCACAUCGAGUUGUAAUCGAUGAUCAACCUUGCAUAUUAGAAAUAUUAGGUAUUGCUGUGGAAGCUGAAUAUCCCAAUUUAUGUGACAAAUUGAUCAGAGACGGCGAUGGCUUUCUCCUUGUAUAUUCUAUAACCAGUCGCAUAACUUUUGAGCAGAUAGGCCAAUUUAUGCAUCAGAUUACUCGUGUCAAAGAGGACAACCUUAGUAUUAUGCUCGUUGGUAACAACUGUACUAAAAUCACUGAACGGGAGGUCUCGAGAGAAGAAGGAAUGAAUCUAGCGAGAUUCUGUAAUUGUGGAUUUAUCGAAUCUUGUCCUGGAACAGGUGUCAACGUGGAAAGGGCCUUCUACAAUGUAGCACGAAUGAUACGAGCAAGCAGGAGUAUGAGGUAUUGA